Psylliodes chrysocephalus is the source of this 381-nucleotide messenger RNA. NCBI's taxonomy places the organism in Eukaryota, Metazoa, Arthropoda, Insecta, Coleoptera, Chrysomelidae. The record is from the annotation of a GenBank genome assembly.
AUGCGCAAAACACCAAAGUCAGCAAUUUACGAUUGCUUUAAAUCAGUUAAUGCUGAAGUUGAUUCUACAAAUGCUACUUAUAUUAUCGAUGGAGGAUAUCUGUUACAUCACGCUGUGUGGGAUCGAGAACAAACCUUCAACGUUAUUUCCAAAAAAUACGUUCAGUAUCUACACAGACACUAUGGUCAUAGAGUGACGGUAGUAUUUGAUAGCUAUAGUGAGUCGACAAAAAAUAUUAAAGCUGCAGAACAACUUCGUCGGAAUAUGAAAACAUCUUCAUGUUCCGACAUCAUCUUUGAUCAAUUUAUGACAGUUCCAGCAAACCAACAACAAUUUCUUGCUAACAUUCAUAAUAAAUCUCGUUUUAUUUCCAUGUUGUGA